Molecule: messenger RNA, 1428 nt
Organism: Knipowitschia caucasica
Lineage: Eukaryota; Metazoa; Chordata; Actinopteri; Gobiiformes; Gobiidae
Source: the annotation of a GenBank genome assembly
AUGCUUCUUCAGCUCUAUGCUUCUUCAGCUCUAUGCUUCUCCAGCUCUAUGCUUCUCCAGCUCUAUGCUUCUCCAGCUCUAUGCUUCUUCAGGUCUAUGCUUCUCCAGCUCUAUGCUUCUCCAGUUCUAUGCUUUUCCAGCUCUAUGAUUCUCCAGCUCUGUGCUUCUUCAGCUCUAUGCUUCUUCAACUCUAUGCUUCUCCAGCUCUAUGCUUUUCCAGCUCUAUGCUUCUCCAGCUCUAUGCUUCUCCAGCUCUAUGCUUCUCCAGCUCUAUGCUUCUCCAGCUCUAUGCUUCUUCAGCUCUAUGCUUCUCCAGCUCUAUGCUUCUCCAGCUCUAUGCUUCUCCAGCUCUAUGCUUCUCCAGCUCUAUGCUUCUCCAGCUCUAUGCUUCUUCAGGUCUAUGCUUCUCCAGCUCUACUGUAUGCUUCUCCAGCUCUAUGCUUCUCCAGCUCUAUGCUUUUCCAGCUCUAUGAUUCUCCAGCUCUGUGCUUCUUCAGCUCUAUGCUUCUCCAGCUCUAUGCUUCUCCAGCUCUAUGCUUCUCCAGCUCUAUGCUUCUUCAGGUCUAUGCUUCUCCAGCUCUAUGCUUCUCCAGUUCUAUGCUUUUCCAGCUCUAUGAUUCUCCAGCUCUGUGCUUCUUCAGCUCUAUGCUUCUUCAACUCUAUGCUUCUCCAGCUCUAUGCUUUUCCAGCUCUAUGCUUCUCCAGCUCUAUGCUUCUCCAGCUCUAUGCUUCUCCAGCUCUAUGCUUCUCCAGCUCUAUGCUUCUUCAGCUCUAUGCUUCUCCAGCUCUAUGCUUCUCCAGCUCUAUGCUUCUCCAGCUCUAUGCUUCUCCAGCUCUAUGCUUCUUCAGGUCUAUGCUUCUCCAGCUCUACUGUAUGCUUCUCCAGCUCUAUGCUUCUCCAGCUCUAUGCUUUUCCAGCUCUAUGAUUCUCCAGCUCUGUGCUUCUUCAGCUCUAUGCUUCUUCAGCUCUAUGCUUCUCCAGCUCUAUGCUUUUCCAGCUCUAUGCUUCUCCAGCUCUAUGCUUCUCCAGCUCUAUGCUUCUCCAGCUCUAUGCUUCUCCAGCUCUAUGCUUCUCCAGCUCUAUGCUUUUUCAGCUCUAUGCUUUUCCAGCUCUAUGCUUCUCCAGCUCUAUGCUUCUCCAGCUCUAUGCUUUUUCAGCUCUAUGCUUUUCCAGCUCUAUGCUUCUCCAGCUUUAUGCUUCUCCAGCUCUAUGCUUCUCCAGCUCUAUGCUUCUCCAGCUCUAUGCUUCUUCAGGUCUAUGCUUCUCCAGCUCUAUGCUUCUCCAGCUCUAUGCUUCUCCAGCUCUAUGCUUCUCCAGCUCUAUGCUUUUUCAGCUCUAUGCUUUUCCAGCUCUAUGCUUCUCCAGCUCUAUGCUUCUCCAGCUCUAUGCUUUUCCAGCUCUGUGCCACGUCACAAAUCGAAGAAUGA